AUCUACAUUCGUUCAACGGACGUAAAUCGUACGCUUAUCUCGGCCUACGCCAACCUUGCCGGCAUGUUUUAUGAGGGCGAGCCGGGCAAGGACUAUCCUGAAUUUGGAAAGCCUCUACUCCUCAAAUUUUUAUUCUCACAUAGCUGGCCGCACGGAUGGACGCCUAUUCCAGUACACACAUUGCCGGUGAACGAGGAUCAUGCUGGCAAUGUAUUUGCCCCAUGUCCGCGUGCAGACCAACUAGAUGAGCAGUUAAGAAGCAGCGAAGAAUUCCGCAAGUUGAAGGAAGACAACAAGGUAGAAUAA
Molecule: messenger RNA, 306 nt
Organism: Cylicostephanus goldi
Lineage: Eukaryota; Metazoa; Nematoda; Chromadorea; Rhabditida; Strongylidae
Source: the annotation of a GenBank genome assembly